Molecule: messenger RNA, 870 nt
Organism: Helobdella robusta
Lineage: Eukaryota; Metazoa; Annelida; Clitellata; Rhynchobdellida; Glossiphoniidae
Exons: 3
Source: RefSeq, a predicted model, not a curated record
AUGUGUGCUGUCAGACAUCAUAGAGCCAAAAAUAACAAUUUAGAAGGUGGAAUGCCAAAGAGUCGCGAUUUCUCUGUGCCGUUAGCGAUAGGGAUCGCCUUUAGCUGCAUACUCAUCGUUUUCGCCGUUUUUGUCGUCAGCUACGUUUUUGUCAGCAUUUUGAUUGACUCUGAAGUUUUGUCGGCUAAAUCUAGUCUCGCAACAACAGAAACAGCAGCAGUAGCAGAAGCAACAACUACUACACUAACUGCAACGACUACUACUACUACUGCCACUGCUUCUACUGCUACAACAGCUGCUACAGCUGCUACAACUGCAAGUACUACAACAGCCUAUGAUCCGGAGACGACACCAAUCUUUGCAUUUAAUCCACAACAGAUCCCAAGUAGAAAAGUGAAUUCCCCAAAAAUGAAAGAGUACCAAAAGGGAAAAAAACCGGUAGGAAAUAGUUUAAAAUCCGGCAAUGAUGAGAUUAGAGCAAACGAUGAUCCAAAUGGUAGCAGAAGAAAUCAUAAUGAUCGUUUUGACUUUCGUAAAGAUGAUAGCAGACACGCAACCUACAAAGACGUAGGAAGGCAAAAAAAUAUUGUUCAUGACCUCGUCCGGAACAAAAUCAUAACCCCACCCGCUUCACAUUACGAUGAGAAAUUAAAAAAAGACGAUCUACAGGAGGAGAAACCAAAAAAUGUUGGCGCACCCAUUCAAGAAAAGAACAUAAGACAUGAAGGUAACUCGAUGGCAAGGCAAAAUAUUGUUCAUCAACUCAACGGGAGCAAAACCAUAAACGUACCCGAUACACAUUACAAAAAUGGACCAAAACCUUGGGCAAAACAACGAGGAAAACGAGAAAUUAAAGAAAGACAAACUACA